This is a messenger RNA of Cooperia oncophora, 183 nucleotides long. The record is from the annotation of a GenBank genome assembly. Lineage: Eukaryota; Metazoa; Nematoda; Chromadorea; Rhabditida; Trichostrongylidae.
AUGGUGAUCGUGGGCUUGACAGGUGGUAUUGCCACUGGCAAGAGUUCUGUGUCAGAAAUGCUCCGUAACCAUGGAAUGCAUGUCAUUGAUGCUGAUCUCGUUGCUAGAAAAGGUAACCCUCUGGGCGAACGUCCUGUGACGACAACGGCAAACGUGAAAAAUGGUACGAUCGGAGAGCGCUGA